AUAAAAAUUUCUCUAAUGAGUGUAACAGAUGUUCAGUUACAAUUCCAUAAUCGCAGUUUUAACGCAUGCAAAAUUGAUUUAUUUAUUAAGUAACAGAAUAAAUAAUGACCGAAUUGCAUUUAAUUACAACUCUGAAAUAUAAUUUUUUCUUAUGAUACCGAAGCAGGAAGUUUCUUCCACUUUUAAAUACUAAUGUUGACGCUGAGUUGUGUUUACGGAAUCAUUAUGAGAGCCACCUUGAUCAAGUUGAAGAUGGAAAAAAAUUCGAGAGGGAGCAAAGCUGCCAGUUAUUCUCGGUGCCUUCAAGACAGUCCUUUAAGAAACUCGAAAUGGAUCCUACAGGCCCUACAAGAUGUUCGAAACAAAUUUCAGCACAGCGACGAUUUUUCCAAUGGGCUGUCAAAUGGUUUUACACGGAAUAUGUUGAAGAUACAUCCAUUAAGCCUGAUGUUCCAACCCUGGCUUGUCUCUUGAAAGCUACAGGAUUUCAAUUAAUACAGUAUGAAAAGCAAAACGAUCAUUUAGAGGAUGAGAGACCAAAGAUGGAUAGUAUUAGAAUUACGAUCGAAUGUGGUACAUCUAAUAUGAAAGCGAUUUUAGAAAUGAAUGACGUUAAGUGUCAAUGUCCUGCACAUGAGAAUGCUAACGAUGGAUCCUUUUGGUGUAUCAGUGGUUUGGGACCUGCAGUCAGUACGGAUAGUAUCAACAAAGUUGAAGAGACUGGAAGUACGUUGCUGCCUCAAGUGCCAAAAGAAAUAAAUGGUAUCAUCCGGGACAUAUCCUUUCGCCUCUUUAAGAUGAUUAACAACAAGUCAGAUGUGAAUCAGAAUUCUGAGUCGGAUUUGAAUCUCUCAGCUAUUGGUGAUAGUGCUAAAUCGAAAGUUCCCGAGAUAAAAGAUUUGGGUAUUUUUCGACAUCAUACUCAGCCUGAAUUGAAUACCUCGAGAUCAUUGGAUGCUUUAAAUACAAUAGGAAAGGAAGCUGUUAAAGUUUCACAGAAUGAAAAAUCUAUGAAAGAACUACCUUCCAGAAUGUCCCGUUCAAGUCCUGAACUACACAAACCUAAGGAUGCUUCCUAUACAAAGGUUGAGGCAAGUGAGAACAAAAUUCCAGAUAUCGUUAUCAUUGGUUCUUCACCUUCAUUGCCGAUACGCAAACCAUUGUUGAAACAGGCAACCUAUGGCAUUGAUGUUGAUACACAGAGCAUGGAUAGUGAACCCCGUGCAUCUCCACCAAAGAUGUGUAGCUCUCCUGUGCUAAAUGAACUGUGUAACUCUUUAGACCAAAUAUCAAUGCACAAUGAUGAAGAAAAUGUCAUUUUAGCGAAAUUUUUACUAAGAGCUCAUCAGAAUAUGGAAAAAGCUAUGAAAAUGUUACUAAAUAGGAUACCAAACUUAGAUGUUUCCAUUCAAGAUUCAGACGUCUUUGACAAGCCAAUGCCUUUACGCAGCUCCAGUUUCCGUGUAAGUCCAAGUGAUACAGAGUCUCGUUCAGGGUCUAGUUGUUCGGUGCCAAAUCAACCUACAAACAUAUUAUCCACUAUGCAAAAACCAACACCACGUAGGAGUAUCAGUGGCAAUGCUCUGAAAACUGCCCAGAAGCCCACACCAACAACUCCAAAACUUCUCUCUUUACGUCGUCGAAGUUUUGGCAAUCCUUCAACGAGUGCUUUUGCAAAAUUCUCAAUCCCUGCAACAAAUGCUUCGAAAACUGCCAAUACUUUGAUGUUACCUGCCAAGAAAAGCGCAAAUGAAAGGGUCUCUCUCACUGCAGAGAGGCGAGUUUCACCAGAACUAAAGCCUAAUCUAUCACGAACUUACAAUCCAGAUGAAACUAUAAACUUGUCACUAUUAAAAGCGCCUGCUAAAGUACCCAGGGCUUUGAAUGUAUCGGUAAAGCCCAAGUCUUCUACUCCGGUAACAAGUGGAACACCGAGACAUUCCACUGUUAGUAAACCAUACGUGGGAACACCUCGUCCAUCUCUUCAGAUUUCCAGGUCACAUGGAGAGCCUAAAUCUUCAACAUCGACCGGAACAUCUAAACCAGCUCCCACAGCUCCAUCAAAGUACGGAUUUGGAAGGAAGAAACCUUAAAGAGUUUCGGCCUAUCCUACAUCUUAAACGUUACAUGUUUCACUGGAUACAAACUUUUUAAUUUUACGUUGACAUGUAAACAUGUCAACGUAAUUAAUCGCGUUAAGUAUUUCCACACGAGAUCUAUUACAUAUUUUGUGUAUUUAUAUGAAUUAUUUUUUAAUGCAUUUUGAGCUACAUUGAAUAUUCUCCUACAUUUUCCCCCACCAGACCUAGCAAUUGAUUCGACACCGGAACGAGGAAAAACAACAUAAUUACAAUUUUAUUACCAUACGAUAAUGUGAGAAACUUUUCCUAAUGAUAUUUACUUCUUGCAGUGUAUUACUUAUUGUAGAGUAAAAACUACUUCUUUUGUUCCAUUUGUUAUCGCAGAUUUAAUUCACACACUUUAGUACUUAUUUUAGAAUAAAAAGUAAUGAAUUAUA
Molecule: messenger RNA, 2518 nt
Organism: Orussus abietinus
Lineage: Eukaryota; Metazoa; Arthropoda; Insecta; Hymenoptera; Orussidae
Exons: 6
Coding region: 330-2093 (587 amino acids)
Source: RefSeq, a predicted model, not a curated record